Molecule: messenger RNA, 2419 nt
Organism: Colletotrichum destructivum
Lineage: Eukaryota; Fungi; Ascomycota; Sordariomycetes; Glomerellales; Glomerellaceae
Product: Putative legume-like lectin, concanavalin A-like lectin/glucanase domain superfamily
Exons: 2
Coding region: 730-2070 (446 amino acids)
Biological process (GO): endoplasmic reticulum to Golgi vesicle-mediated transport
Cellular component (GO): endoplasmic reticulum-Golgi intermediate compartment; endoplasmic reticulum membrane; COPII-coated ER to Golgi transport vesicle
Molecular function (GO): D-mannose binding
Source: RefSeq, a predicted model, not a curated record
CACGGCGGUGAGUCUCCAGAUUCCCCCUUCCCAUUCCAUUCCAGCUCGGACCAUGCCACCUCCAGGCUGUUGAUGGUGGACCGGGGUCCCUUUUAUUUCGUCAAGGUCUCCAGCAAACGGCUCUGGGCCCCGUUUCAAGACAGCGAGGCGGGAUUCAAAGCUUCAUUCAUGUUCGGGAACCCAUCAUCGCGAGACCCCCUCCCCCACGAGCCUCCUGAGAAACGCCUGAACCGCUGCUCAUUUUCUGUCAAAAUUGCACCUGGUCCGCUUUCAGGAGUCAACGCCGUGAGAACAGACGGCUUCCAGAACGGGCAUUCGUCGGCGGAGCAAAGAGAGUGAAGAGCAAAGGAGCUGGCUGAGCUGCAGUCCAAGUCUUGACACCCUUUUUUUUUGUGUUAGUGCCAACCUGUCCUCAACCCACAGACACACACGCACCAUCGACCCCUGCUUGGAGACUGACGACUUGGCGGGUUUCCAACCAUCUCGUGCCCACGCAUUUUUGGAUCCCGACGCCGUCUGCUCUUUUUCCUUCUUUUUCCAUUCUUGCCCGCAUUGCAGGACCUUGCCUUGUGACAUAUAUUAUUACGGCCAAUUCAUCGACCCUGUGGGCAUUUACGGCCGGCUUCGUUGAUCGCACUUGAUUCACAUCUCUAUCUCUCUCUCUCUCACACUCUCUCCCCCUCCCUCCCCCAAAACGGCAGCUCCCGCACCACCACGCAUCCAGCCAUAAUGCGUGUGUCGCAAGCUCCCCUGAGCUCGACGCUCGCCUUCCUGCUCGGCGCAAGCCUGACGCAAGCUCAGUACCUCAUCAACGAGCUCAGUUUCGGCUACACUGGCAGCAUAUCGCCCAACAAUGAUGGCCACGUGCCCAACUUCGUGCUCCAGGGUCAGCCGAAUCAGCCCGAGAUCCUUUCCAACAAAAUCAUCCUCACGCCCGUCGCGCCCGGGAACCAGCGCGGCUCCAUCUGGAGCACCCAGAAGGUGACGCACAGCACCUUCAUCGCCGACAUCGACUUCCGCGCCAACGGCCCCGAGCGCGCCGGCGGAAACCUCAACAUCUGGCUCACCAACGGUGGCGCCGCCGACGUCGGCAUGAGCUCCGCCUACACGGCGCCGCGCUUCGACGGCCUCGUCCUCGUCAUCGACGGCCACGGCGGCACCGGCGGCAUGGUGCGCGGCUUCCUGAACGACCGCUCGACCGACUACAAGGCCCAGAGCGACAUCAGCCCCCUCGCCUUCGGCCACUGCCAAUACCACUACCGCAACCUCGGCCGCCCCAGCCAGAUCAAGCUGCGCCAGACCGACCGCGUCUUCAAGGUCGAGAUCGACGGCCGCCUGUGCUUCGAGACCGACAAGGUCAAGAUCCCACCGGGCUACACCUUUGGCAUCACCGCCGCGAGCGCCGACAACCCGGACUCGUUUGAGAUCUUCAAGAUGGUUGUCAUGUCCGACAGCCUGCACGCCAGCGACAACGGCGGUCAGCAAAACCAGCAACAGCAGCAGCAGCAGCAGCAGCAGGCCCACGAGCAAAAGUCUAGCCAGGGCCAGCCGAACACCAACAACCCGCGCAGCGGCAACCCCGAGCCGAUCGACCUGAACGCCAUCCCCGACUCCAGCGCCGACGCCAUCACGUCGUCCAAGGCGCAGUUUGCCGACCUGCACAACCGCCUGCAGUCGGUCAACCACCAGAUCGGCACCAUCUUCCGCUCCGUCAACCAGUACGGCCAGCAGGCCGAGCACCGCCACGCCGAGACGUCGCAGAUGCUCGACUCGCUGCGCCAGGAGCUGCGCAAGCUCGACAAGAUCAACGACCUCGAGGGCCGUAUCAACGGCCUCGAGCGCGAGAUCCGCGCCAUGCGCACCGACCUCAACCUGCAGAUGAAGAACACGGAGCACUCCCUCAAGGGCUACAUGAGCGACCACCACGCCACGCUGUCGUCCAACAUCGUCAAGGCCGCCCCCGGCCACGGCAAGCUCAUCGGCGUCAUCAUCGGAUCCCAGGUCGUCCUCGUCGUUGGGUAUAUGCUGUACAAGAGGAGGAAGAAUUCGAUGCCCAAGAAGUACCUGUAGAGGACCCCGCCCGUAGAGGGUGAAGAUGGGUCGCCAACAAACACACAAACCAACAAAGGGACAUUCGCCGAGCAAGGCGGCGCGUGGGGAGGCUGCCUUGCGCAAGCCGUGGAUGCUGUGCUCCUCGGUCUCGAGGAGUAGUGAUCCGGCUGCAUGAAAAAAUGGGAGGAGAGGUGUGGUCGUCGUGGCUCUUGUACGAUUUGAAAGGCGCAGGGUCACGGUGACAUAUGACGAAAAGAAGAAGAACACGCGCAGGAGUGGCGGUCAGCGCUGAGAUGGCAUGGGCGGCGGACGUCAAAGUAAAUGAUUCAAGCGAAAAAAUGUUUACAAAGUUUCAACCAGAGGUCUU